AUUCUCUCAACCUCACCUCCUUCUCGAGUCUUCCACCAACUCACUCUCAUCCAUUUCAUCUUUGUUCAACACUUUCCCCCCUUCAAUCUAAUCUCUACUUUCUCGUGAUCGCAGCUCUACUGGUAAUCAGGUGUUACUCCAUCUCUUCCUCUUGAAGAACUGCGGUGUCAGUUUGGUUACGAGUGUCAUUCGUCCACGCUUUCCCCGAACCCGUCUCGUGUCUUCUCCUGAACCAACUCGUGGUGAAUAUAACCUCGGUUUGUUGUCCCGUGGUGAGGGCUACGAUACUCAUUUUCGAGAUUCUGGAACUUGGUCAUUGAUAUUGGGGGAACAAUUGCUUGUUGACUCGUCGCGGGAUUGGCAAUACUCGCAUGGGUACGGGCGUUUUUGCUUGUUGAAUGUACAAGAUCAGCACAGUUCUUCUUGACCUCUGUGGCGGAAAGAGUCGAACCAUUGUUACCAUUUUCAAUAUCAUUUUCCCUGAUUUCCACUGUCAUCAAUAUUAACUUGCCCUUGCCCUUUCAACUUGGACUUCUAAAUACCUUCAAAUCACGAAUUUCGCCACCGAUUUGCCCUUUUCAACAACAAAUAUCAGCUCACAGCACUGGGCGUAUCCUGCCCGAGGUGUGAUUCUCAUCCGCCCUUCUUCCGACAAACACUGUUACGACCAUGGCGUCUUACGUGUAUUUCAAGUUCAAAUCUCAGAAGGAACCCCAGCGUGUGACUAUCGAUGGCCCUCAUACUGAUGUUUGGAACCUCAAACGUGAAAUCAUCACCAUAUCUCGACUCGGAGAUGGCACCGACUUUGACCUCAAGAUCUACAAGGAAAACAGUGAUGAAGAAUAUACCGACGACACCGAAAUCAUCCCCAAAGACUCAACUGUCCUAGCUCGACGGUUACCCGCAUCAGCGCCUGGAAAAGGUCGUGCUGCUCGAUAUGUUUCUGGCAAACCGCCUGUCAGCGCCCGUCACAAUGCCGCCAUUGCUGGCAAGGCCGUCAAGGCUGUAGAGAUGAACAGUAACAUGACAGAAGCAGAAAAGUUGCAAGCCAUGCUCAACUUUACCGAUGCUCAGUGGCAGCAGAAACAAGAAGAGAUGUCACACGAAACGCGAGUACCACUAUCAGGCAAACCAUUCAAAAAGGCAAAUAUUCCUGAAGGAGAGCCGCCACACGGAUAUAUCUGCUACAGAUGUGGCAAGAAAGGACAUUGGAUCCAAGCGUGUCCAACAAAUGACGAUGCAAACUACGACAACAGAAACCGCAUCAAGAGAACGACAGGAAUUCCACGGUCAAUGCUGAAAAAGGUGGACCAAGCGGACGUCGACAAGCUCGACGAUGCCCAGAGACAGAAUCUCAUGGUGAAUGCCGAAGGAGAUUAUGUCUUUGCACAAGCAGAUGAAAAAGCGUGGAAAAAGCAUUUGGAACAAGUCAAGGCUUCGGAAGCUGCGCAAAAGAAAGUACAAGUUGGCAACAAGGAGCUACAAGAUCGAGGCCUGGAAUGCCCGAUUGACAAGCGCUUGUUUGUAGAUCCAAUGAAGACACCCUGUUGUGGGAAGACAUAUUGUCACGAGUGUAUUGAAAAUGCAUUGCUUGAGAACGAUCUCACAUGCCCUGGCUGUGAGACGGAGAAUAUCAGUCUCGAAGCUUUGCAAGCAGACGAGGAGAUCCAGACCAAGAUUAAGGAAUAUCAGGCCGAAAAGGAAAGGGACAAGGAUGAGAACAAGGACAAGGGACGAUCUAGAAGCGUUUCUGUGGCUGUUGAAUCCCCCAAAGGCGAAAAUGCGGAAGAGACAUCUUCACGCGAUGGAUCGUACUCUCCACCGUCGGCUAGUGGACAAUCUAAAAAGCGCAGUGCAAGUGACGCGGACGAAUCUACCGCCUCGAACAAACUUGGAGCUCCAGCAAUGAAACGACAAAAGUCUGGAGAGGUCGAAUCUUCAUCGACCCCAAAGCCGGAAGACGGCAGUAAAAAGGAGCUGUCGCCUAAGAAAAAGGAUGCAGAGUCGAAGCAAGAAACACCAGCAGAUGAUGAAGAAUCAGUCACUGAGGUGCUACCGGAAAACAUGAUGCCCCCCGAUAUGUCGCAAAUGAUGCAAGGGAUGAAUUUCCCCAUGAUGAAUAACCUCAACCCUUUCGCCGCAAACCCAAUGAUGAAUAUGGGCAUGGGCAUGGGUAUGGGCAUGCCAAUGGGGAUGGGAAUGGGAAUGGGUAUGGGUAUGGGUAUGGGAAUGAAUGGAAUGCCAAACAUGAAUGGCAUGAACGGCAUGACUUUCCCUCCCAACAUGAACAUGAUGAACGGUAUGAAUGGAAUGGACGGGAUGAACAUCAAUAUGAACAACAUGAACAACAUGUUUGGCAAUGGGAACGACCAAGGCUUUGGAAAUCCCAACCAGAACUGGAACCGCAACAACAACUUCCGAGGGAACAACAAUCGAGGAGGCCAUGGCGGCGGCUUCAAUCGACCAUAUCGAAAUUUCCAAAACAACGCGAACAACCAUCAAUCAUUCAAUAACCGUCAACAGCAGCAACAAGGAGGAGGAGGAGGAGGACCUCCCACUCAACCAUCAGGCAUGACCGGCGUACCCACCGGACCCAAAUCUCUACAAAAUAAUAACCCGGCGACAAAACAAAAUUUCUACCCCGGCGGAGGAGCUCCAGAUAAUAAAUUCUCCAAUCAACAUCGUCAUGUCGGCAAUGAAGAGGAUAACGCUUAUAUGAGGCAGCCUGUCAAUCCUAAUCGACAUCAGAAUCGGAAUCGAAAAGCCAGACAGGCGGAUUAUCGAGAAUUGUGAUGAUUGACAGACAGGAAGACAAUCCGCUGGAAUGAACCCCCUGUUCAGUCCUCUUAUUAGGGGUAGGGGGUUUAGCUACCGAGAAAGUCUGACCAUAAUAUCCUUUUGAUCACUAUCAUGGAAUAUGAUUGAAUGCCACGAUGACGAGUAUCCUUCUUACAUGGUUCAACAAGACGGCACUUUGCUUGUUCUUUCAUACAGUACAUUCUGCUUCAGUGCUUUUGGUCGUUUCCUCAAUGAAGUACCAUAGGUAUCAAUCAACCUUGGAGGAUUCAGGAAGCUCUGGAUGGUGAUCACUAUUAGCAAUAGGGAGUACCUACAUAGGUACAUAGGUGCUUUAUGGGUACCUGUACUCAUGCAUGGUAUACAAUAACAAACAAUGAAACUUAAACUGCACAUCUUG
Molecule: messenger RNA, 3196 nt
Organism: Exophiala mesophila
Lineage: Eukaryota; Fungi; Ascomycota; Eurotiomycetes; Chaetothyriales; Herpotrichiellaceae
Exons: 3
Coding region: 670-2793 (707 amino acids)
Biological process (GO): ubiquitin-dependent protein catabolic process; protein ubiquitination; mRNA processing
Cellular component (GO): nucleus
Molecular function (GO): zinc ion binding; ubiquitin protein ligase activity; nucleic acid binding
Source: RefSeq, a predicted model, not a curated record